AGGGCGGAGUCGGCUUCGUACUCAGGACUGCGUAGCUUCGAGCCGAGAGCUCCAGCCAGGCUUGCGCGUCCUGUUCUGAAUUCUUACCCUUAUUUAGUCCUCGUCACCACCCCCGCCGUGGGAACAGCCCGACGGUCACUCAAAGGAAGUGGCUGCCGGCAGCUCUUGACCCGGAAUCGGAUUCUAGUCCCACCCACUCCGCUCCAGGCUUCCUUCUGCAACAGGCGUGGGUCACGCUCUCGCUCGCUCUCUUUCUGCCGCCAUCUUGAUUCCGCCUUCCCUGCACAAAAUGCCCGGCGAAGCCACAGAAACCGUCCCUGCUACAGAGCAGGAGUUGCCGCAGCCCCAGGCUGAGACAGGAUCUGGAACAGAAUCUGACAGUGAUGAAUCAGUACCAGAGCUUGAAGAACAGGACUCCACCCAGGCAACCACACAACAAGCCCAGCUGGCGGCAGCAGCUGAGAUAGAUGAAGAACCCGUCAGUAAAGCAAAACAGAGUCGAAGUGAAAAGAAGGCACGGAAGGCUAUGUCCAAACUGGGUCUUCGACAGGUUACAGGAGUUACUAGAGUCACUAUCCGGAAAUCUAAGAAUAUCCUCUUUGUCAUCACAAAACCAGAUGUCUACAAGAGCCCUGCUUCGGAUACCUACAUAGUGUUUGGGGAAGCCAAGAUCGAAGAUUUAUCUCAGCAAGCACAACUAGCAGCUGCUGAGAAAUUCAAAGUUCAAGGUGAAGCUGUGUCAAACAUUCAAGAAAACACACAGACUCCAACUGUACAAGAGGAGAGUGAAGAGGAAGAGGUCGAUGAAACAGGUGUAGAAGUUAAAGACAUAGAAUUGGUCAUGUCACAAGCAAAUGUGUCGAGAGCAAAGGCAGUCCGAGCCCUGAAGAACAACAGUAAUGAUAUUGUAAAUGCUAUUAUGGAAUUAACAAUGUAACCAUCUGAAAGCAACUUUUUUUGGUGUCUCAAAGGAGUAACUGCAGCUUGGUUUGAAAUUUGUACUGUUUCUAUCAUAAAUAAAGUUAUGGCUUCUUGUUGGAUGAACUCA
This is a messenger RNA of Saimiri boliviensis boliviensis (Bolivian squirrel monkey), 1048 nucleotides long. It is a transcript of the gene NACA, whose product is annotated as nascent polypeptide associated complex subunit alpha. The record is from RefSeq and is a predicted model, not a curated record. Lineage: Eukaryota; Metazoa; Chordata; Mammalia; Primates; Cebidae. Gene Ontology annotation, cellular component: nascent polypeptide-associated complex.